AUGUAUGGAGGAGAUCCUCACCAGAACCAGCACCAGCAUAAGCAGCACCAGCACUAUCCUCCUGGGCCGCCAUUGCCUCCCGGUCCAACACCGAUGCAUCAACUCCAGCAGCCGUACCCACACAGGCCCCACCAUCCACAGGGUGGCGAUUUUCCGAGGGGUCCGCCACAGCUUCCUGGUCCGCCACCAAUGAUGCGGCAGCUCUCAGCUUCGUCCACCACUCUCAAUUCUCAGCCACCUAUGCCCGAAUAUCAUCAUCCGCAGCAGCCUCCUAAUCUCCACCCUCAUCCCUCUUUUGAGUCUCAUGCUGAUAAUUUUGCCGCAAAAAGAAUGAGAAAGAUUGGGCAAAGGAAAGCUGUAGACUAUACAAGCACUGUUGUACGGUAUACGCAGAUUCGUAUGUGGCAACGGGAUUCACGUGACAGGACUGUCUUACAACCAACGUCAGCUGCAGUUGUUGAUAUGUUGCCGACUACUGCUUAUUCAGAUAAUCCAUCUACAAGCUUUGCUUCAAAGUUUGUACACACUUCCCUAAACAAAAAUCGGUGCUCUAUCAAUCGCGUUGUGUGGACUCCUAGUGGAAGGCGCCUCAUCACAGGUUCGCAGAGUGGUGAAUUCACCCUAUGGAAUGGGCAGUCAUUUAAUUUUGAAAUGAUAUUGCAGGCUCAUGAUCAAGCAGUCAGGUCUAUGGUAUGGAGUUACAAUGAUAACUGGAUGGUUACAGGUGAUGAUGGGGGUGCAAUAAAGUACUGGCAAAACAACAUGAAUAAUGUCAAGGCCAAUAAAUCAGCCCAUAAGGAAUCAGUUCGUGAUUUAAGCUUCUGUAGGACGGAUCUGAAAUUCUGCUCAUGUUCUGAUGACACAACAGUUAAGGUGUGGGACUUUGCUCGGUGUCAAGAAGAGCGCUCUUUAACUGGCCAUGGUUGGGAUGUUAAAAGUGUCGACUGGCAUCCUACGAAGUCUUUGUUAGUUUCAGGUGGAAAAGACUAUCUUGUUAAACUUUGGGAUGCAAAGUCCGGAAGGGAGCUUUGUUCCUUUCAUGGACACAAGAAUGUUGUGCUUUGUGUCAAAUGGAAUCAGAAUGGAAAUUGGGUCCUUACUGCUUCAAAAGAUCAACUUAUUAAGCUGUAUGAUAUAAGGACUAUGAAGGAGCUUGAAUCUUUCCGCGGGCAUCGUAAGGAUGUUACUGCAUUGGCGUGGCAUCCUUUUCAUGAGGAGUAUUUUGUUAGCGGCAGUUAUGAUGGAUCAAUUUUUCAUUGGGUUGUUGGGCAAGACACUCCACAAGUUGAAAUUUCUAGUGGUCAUGACAACAGUGUUUGGGAUCUUGCUUGGCACCCCAUUGGAUAUAUACUAUGCAGUGGUGGUAAUGAUCACGCGACUAAGUUUUGGUGCAGAAAUAGACCUGGUGACCAAUCUCGUGAGAAAUCAAGUGCAGGCUUUGGUGAGCAGAAUAGUGGUUUAGGCAGUCGCAUGCCUACUUAUCCUGGACUGGAGGGACCAACAACUCCUGGACCAUUUGGUGCAGGAUUAACAAGAAAUGAGGGUACUAUACCUGGAAUUGGAGUUGCGAUGCCAUUUUCAAUUCAAUUACUUGAUUCCUCCACUCAGGGGGAUCAGAAGCCAUCCAUGUCUGUUUCGAUGCCUUUGAGUGCUCCACCGCUUCCACCUGGGCCUCAUCCAUCUCUUGUUUCUAGCAAUCAGCCUUAUCAACAAAAUGCUCAGCAGGUACAGCAGCAUCAACCAAUGGGUCAGCAGAUGUCAUUGCCUUCCGCCCAUCAACCUCUGCUGCCACAUCCUCAUCUACCUCGCCCUCCUUCCCAGAUGCAACCAAAUACACCUUCUAGCAUUCCAUCUUCUAUGCAAGGAACAUUACCUCCUGUGCCUAUGGGAGGCCCAAUGGGGAUGCAAGGCAAUAUGAAUCAGAUGGGCCCAGCAAUGCCCCAAGGGCACUUCAUAAGCAUGAACACUAUGCCUUCUGGAUCUGGGCCACCAGGUAAUGUAGCGCCUGGAGGUAUUCCAAAUGGUUUAUUGAACAUGCAAGGCCCCUCUAGUGCAACUGGUCCUCAAAUGUUUCCUCAAGUAGGUGGUUUCAACAGGCCGCAAGCUGGGCAAAUGCCAAUGAUGCCAGGACUUAAUCCCUUCCAGGCUGGGAAUCCAAACAAUACAGCAAUCGGAAGCUUGCCGUCAAAUUUUAAUCCCUUGUCAGGGAUGCAACCACCGCUGCCUCCUGGUCCUCCUCCUCAUAAUCAAAGUCAUCAAUGA
Molecule: messenger RNA, 2262 nt
Organism: Oldenlandia corymbosa var. corymbosa
Lineage: Eukaryota; Viridiplantae; Streptophyta; Magnoliopsida; Gentianales; Rubiaceae
Source: the annotation of a GenBank genome assembly